Messenger RNA from Acanthisitta chloris (rifleman), 445 nucleotides. It is a transcript of the gene RBP2, whose product is annotated as retinol binding protein 2, cellular. NCBI's taxonomy places the organism in Eukaryota, Metazoa, Chordata, Aves, Passeriformes, Acanthisittidae. The transcript is spliced from 4 exons. Gene Ontology annotation, molecular function: fatty acid binding. Bases 20 to 427 code for a protein of 135 amino acids. Gene Ontology annotation, cellular component: cytosol; nucleus. The record is from RefSeq and is a predicted model, not a curated record. Gene Ontology annotation, biological process: fatty acid transport.
UGGUUUUGAGCUCGUCGCCAUGCCUGCCGACUACAAUGGGACGUGGGAAAUGGAAAGCAAUGAAAACUUUGAAGGCUACAUGGUUGCAUUAGGUAUUGAUUUUGCAACUCGCAAGAUUGCAAAACAUUUGAAACAGACAAAAGAGAUUGUUCAAAACGGAGAUAGUUUUAAAACAAAAACACUCAGCACUUUCAGAAACUAUGAUCUGGAUUACACUGUGGGAGUGGAGUUUGAAGAACACACCAAAGGACUGGACAACAGAGUGGUAAAGACACUAGUGACCUGGGAUGGUGACAAACUGGUGUGUGUUCAGAAAGGUGAAAAGAACAACAGGGGCUGGAAGCACUGGAUUGAAGGAGAUGUCCUGCACCUGGAACUGACAUGUGAAGACCAGGUGUGCCAUCAGACAUUUAAGAGGAAGAAGUAAAAUUGAGCAGAAAGCCAC